Molecule: messenger RNA, 1978 nt
Organism: Oncorhynchus masou masou (cherry salmon)
Lineage: Eukaryota; Metazoa; Chordata; Actinopteri; Salmoniformes; Salmonidae
Product: chromatin complexes subunit BAP18-like
Exons: 6
Coding region: 258-869 (203 amino acids)
Cellular component (GO): MLL1 complex; NURF complex
Source: RefSeq, a predicted model, not a curated record
CGCGACGACAAUCAGCAACUAUAACUAACAAAUAUUUUUGAAAUAGAUAAAUGUAGUUUGCGAACGAAAAAGUUACACUUUGUUAAGUCUAUGUGACUCUGUCUGUCGAGUUAAUUGUUGAAACGCUAAAUGUACCGCCUUCUUUGGUAGAUAGCUACCUCCUUACUAACGUUAGCUUUCUAAGAUAUUGUUGUUGAGUGAGAUAGGAAUCUAGCUAAGUUAGCUGGCUAUCAAGGUGGAGUCAGCAGCAGCACAAAAUGACUUCCGCCUCUACUAAGGUGGGAGAGAUCUUCUCAGCCGCAGGAGCUGCCUUCACCAAGCUGGGUGAGCUUACCAUGCAGCUGCAUCCAGUAGCUGACUCCAGCCCUGUAGGAGCCAAAUGGACAGAGAUGGAGAUCAAGAUAUUGCGUUCAGCUGUGCAGCGUUUCGGUGAUGAUCUGAACAGCAUCAGCUCUGUGAUUAAGGAGCGCACUGUAGCCCAGAUAAAGACAACAGUGAAGAGGAAACUGUAUGAGGACAGCAGGAUGCCCCUCUCCUCAGACUCUCUCAAAAAGACCACCAAGAAGACCAUGGUCACCAUGGCAGCCGCACCAGCACCCUUGGCCCCCACAGUAAUUGCUGUGCCCACCUCACAGGUUGUCCUGACAACAGGGCUUCAGAGCACCUCCCUUAUGCCCCCUGCCAUCAAGAAACAGAAAACCGCAGAUGUAACGCUCAGUGCUCUGAAUGACUUGGAUGUGAACAGCGACCUGGUGGACAUUGAGGGACUGGGAGAUGGAUCCAACACCAAGCUCAAUUUCGAUCAAGAGAGCCUCAACCUGGACUCCAGCCUCAUGAACUCCAGUGACUUGCCCCUCCUGUCUUGCUGACCUCUAACCCCACUGUACCCGUGGGUUGGAAAACCUGGGUCCCUCUAUCACCAGAAAGCAGAUUACAGAGCUAUUUUGGACAGAUUUUAUCAGAUGCAUUUUUGUAAUUUUAUGAACCCCCCCCCCCCCAAUCAAGUGCUUCUCUAUUCAGUCCGUGGCUUUUCUAAAGAGAAACCCUUCCAUUUCACUCUGAGAAAAAAAAAUGUGUUGCAGUGCAGGGGUGCGUUCAGUUUGAUUAUACAUUUGUAACGUUGCAGAAUGGUUUGUACUGAACGACAUGUUUCCCCAACACGUUCUUGAACAGACUUUGAGGUACGUUUUCUGUUUGGUAGGUGUGGCUUGAAGCAAUGAGUGAAUAUUUAAAGGGAAGCAGCAAGGUGUUCCACAACCUAGUUCCCUCCCUGUUUUUUCAACUGGUUGUUCAGAACACCACCGUUUCUGUUGCUUUAAGUGUUUUCUUGUACUGAAUGCAGCCAUCGGGCAUAUUCAUUAGGCAAAUUCUGUUGAAAAAAGAAUCUUGAAAGCAAACAAAAUGAAACCAGGAGGGACUUACCAGAAUCAGUCCAAUAGAAACUCUUAUUUAGCUCUGUUUACUUCCACUGGGUUAUUAUACGGUUUCCGUAAUGGAGUGAGUGUACAUGUUGUGUACCACGGGUUGAUAUAUUUAUAAAGACAAGAUAUAGGCUAGCCAAGUAUUAUUUAAUGUUGUUCAAACAAUGGUUGUGCAUGACAUGAUUCCUUUUUAUGCUGUUUAGUAAAAUGUUAAUAUAUAUUUUUUUGUCUUUCACUGUGCUUGUAGAAUUGUGACACAGAGGGUAGCAGUUCGACUGCCAUCUAAGGUGGUUAUAAAGAAAGCUUGCAGAAAUGGACAGGUAACCAUAUCAAAUUAUCUAUGGAGACAAAGGAAAGUCCACAGGUUUUCUGAUAUAAUACAGUGACUUUUAUUAUCAUGAUUUUAUUUAUAUAUUUAAAAGUUGUACAUUAUUCCCCCCCCUCCCCCUAAAACGAGACACAUUUUGUGUCAACUUUACAGGCAUGAGAAAGGCUACUCGGAGGGAAUUAAUAUCGUUUCUCUCGCUCUCUAUUAAAAGUUCCAUUAAAAAAUACAA